Mycena citricolor is the source of this 5721-nucleotide messenger RNA. The record is from the annotation of a GenBank genome assembly. Lineage: Eukaryota; Fungi; Basidiomycota; Agaricomycetes; Agaricales; Mycenaceae.
GCUUAAUCUUUGCUCUCCUCUGCCCCGCUUCUAGCCGCUCGACGCCGUCCGCCAAAUUCUCACGCCGUCGCGACGCGUCCCCGGCAGCAUUCCUGACAGUCGAUAUAAAAGUGGAGAUGGUCACAGCAUUCUUCUCAGCACGCCUUCCUUUCACGACAUGGCUACCUCCAGUUCCUCCUCCAUAACGAUGCCUGGUCUGACGGAAUCACAUCCUGUCCCCGUCAAAUCACACGAUGACGCUCCUGGCGCUCCCGAUCUCAGCUUUCCGUUCGAGACGACGGACACGGCAGAGGGCGGUGUCACGAACGAAUACCGCGCCGCAACGAGGACUGGUCUGAUGUCUGCAACUGAUGCUCUGCGACCUGUACCGGCACACACGGCCCCCUCUCGACCGCACGCACUCUCUGACCCUGAGAAGGCGAAGCAACUCGAAAAGUACGAGUUUGUCACCUGGAAAGUCAACGAUCCAGAGGACCCUCGGAACUGGUCACCUCUCUGGCGGUGGUAUAUCACUGGUGUCGUUACCUGUGCCGUUGUUUCCGUCGCCUUUGGAAGUGCUGUCGUCACCGGUGACUUCAAGGACAUUCAAGCUGAGCUGCACGUCGGCGAAGUCGUCGCUGCCCUUUCGGUCUCUCUAAUGGUCGUCGGAUUUGGCCUUGGCCCUCUCGCAUGGUCGCCGCUCAGUGAACUGUACGGGCGGAGACCCCUCUGGUUGAUACCGUUCGUGUUCUACGUCGUCUUCAACAUCCCAUGUGCUCUGGCGAAAAAUAUCCAGACGCUGCUCAUCUCUCGAUUUUUGUGCGGCUUUUUCGCUUCUGCGCCGCUCACUUUGGCUGGCGGUACGAUCUCCGACAUCUGGGACAACAAUGAGCGUGGGCUGGCCAUCGCCUUCUUCGCUGCUGCACCGUAUGGCGGACCUGUCCUCGGGCCGAUUGUCGGUGGAUUCGUCGGUCAGAGCGUGGGAUGGCGAUGGAUCCUGUGGGUCAACAUGAUCUUCGCCGGCGUCAUUCUGCUCUUCUGUGCCACCAUCCCGGAAACCUUUGCACCCGUUCUGUUGCGCAAACGUGCUGCUGCAUAUCGUGCCGAGACCGGACGAAGUGAUAUUGUCACUGAGCAAGAACUCUUCAAGAAGUCGUUCACCCAUAUGCUUAUCGAUACCCUCAUUCGGCCUUUCCAAAUGAUCGUCUCAGAACCGAUUCUGCUAUUGAUGUCGCUGUACAUUGCUCUCAUCUACGGUCUCCUCUACGCGUUCUUCUUCAGUUUCCCCGUCGUCUUCGGCGAAGGGUAUUCGUUCAGUGACGGCCUCGUCGGCCUCACGUUCUGCCCUGUCCUCAUCGGAGUCGGACUGGCUCUGGUUGCGACGACUCAGCUGGAGAAGAACUAUCUCCAGCGUGCUAUGGCAAAGGGCGGCCGUGCUGAUCCCGAAGAUCGGUUGGUUGGAAUGAUGCUUGCUUCGCCUUUCGUUCCCAUAUCUCUCUUCAUUUUCGGAUGGACUAGUCCCCCGUAUGUGAUGCCGGGUGGUGGCAACUGGGUCGGACCUGCCAGUGCUGGCAUCCCCUUCGGAUUCGGCAUGGUCGUGAUCUACUCGUCUGCCAAUGCAUACCUGAUUGAUGCGUUCCCCGGCUACGUGGCCUCCGCUCUGGCUGCCAAGACGGUCAUUCGUUCCGGUGCUGGUGCGGCCAUGCCUCUGUUCAUGGUGCAGAUGUUCCACGGCCUGGGCAACGGAUGGGCUGCGUCACUGCUUGCCUUCGUCUCGCUCGCCAUGGUCCCCAUUCCAUUCCUGUUCUACAAGUUCGGCAGUUCCAUUCGGGCACGUUCUGAACGAGCCGCCUAAUCGAUUUCUCAUUUAAAAAAAGCAAAUGGCAUCUACCCACCCUAGAUCUUUGUGGGUUGUAUAUUAAUCCUUGCAGUGCGCCUUGUAAUAAUUGUAUAACAUCGGAUAAUCCAAAAUAAUUGGCGUCGAGACUGCGUGACAGUCACCCCGCAUCGUCGAGGCUCAACUCAGUCCACCCGGCUACCUUGUCAUUGUCGGCAUCAGCGCUACGCCAGCCAAGUUUUUCAUCUCGAUCAUUUGGAAUUCAAUCACUCUCCGCUGUAAUGACCUGCAUGCUCGGCAGCAUUCGCCAAGCCCAGCCCAUUGGGGACGUCAGAGUCUCUGAGAGGAGCUACAGUUCCCAUUUUCUCACUGCGCACUCGUUUCCACUCACGGUCGCGGCUCCCACUGAAGAUGCAGCGCGUGUGGUCCGUAUAUCUGGAUGGAAAGCGCGCGACUCAUAGCACCCUCGGACCCAGUCAUGGUUCGCGAGAGUCAUCGUGGGCAUUGCAUCGCGACCAAGACCACCAGUAGCACUGACUGCUUCCACAGCACAUCCAUGACGUCGAACAUAUCCGCAUCUUCCACAUACCCCAUCUUGGAUAGGGGCCGUGUACCCGAGGAGCACACACUCGAGCCACCGCGAGCCCCGUUCCUCCACGACGACGAUCGCACGCCGGGCUCCAGCCGCAGCAGCUCCCCUGGCCCGAUAUCCGACGGGAGCACGGUGUCGCUGCAGGUGAACUAUGUGCCGGCCAAGUUCUCGCCUGCCAGUGUGCGACGGAGGAAGGGGAAGACGGACGCCGGGCUCAAGAUGGGCGGGGGUGUCGAGGCCUUUCGCGCUGGCGAACAUCGCAUGCCCCUCUCUACGGACCGGAACUACGACGGCGUGGAUGUGGGGAUUGACUCUGGGAGAGCACACUGGAACAGGUUCAAAUGGGCGUUGGUGAUCUCCAAUACGAUAUACACCAUCGCUUCUCUGGCAGGACUUGUAUUCCUCCUGAUCGUCUGGUUCGACGUGUGGAAGCAUGCUGAUGUUGUGCGAGCAGCGAACUCUCGAGAGCUCGUUCUCUCAACAACGGCACUGAGUUUGGCGCUGCUCACCUGCUGCAUUGGCUGGGCCGGCAUCGUCUUGAACAACCGCGCCUUCCUCGCUGUCUACACACUUUUCCUGUGGAUCACGUUCGCAUUGAUCGUCGCACCGGGGUACAUCACCUACAAGAAGUACGCGUUCAAUCUCCAGGGCAAGCUCAGUGUGCAAUGGUCCAGAGCGCUCGGCUCUCAUGGCCGAUUGCGCAUUCAAGAUCAACUGCAUUGCUGUGGGUGGUACAGUCCUUUCGUCGAAGCGACUGUCAGCACCACCUGCUACGCUCGUAGCUCUCUGCAUGGAUGCUACGGUCCCUUUUUGCAGUUCGAAAAGCAGCUCCUUCACGUCUGGUUCACUGCCAUCUUCGCAGGCGGCGUCCCACUCUCUCUGGGUGCUAUCUUCGCUGGCCUCCUCUGCUCUAACCACAUCACAUACCGAUUCGGCAAGGGAAUGAUGCCCAAGGCCUAUCAGAUGUCGUCCCACAGCUUAGCUGUUAUUGCAGCUUCACACAAUCUCAAUACCCGAGACAUCCGCUCGAGCCCCUCGACCGCGGAUGUCAGCGCGCCUCUACUGCCUGCCAUCAAGUCGUGAUGACCCGUAAUAAUGGCUUUAUAUUGUGUAAUGCGCAUUCUUGUCUCGUUGGUACUUCUUUUUCUGGUUGUAGUCAUUCAAGUACACGGCAAUAUACGAGAAACGAGCGUUCCUGUUUAAAUUAGGCGCUGAUAUUCUCUAGUUGCGCUAGGUCUCGAGUUUUGGAUUCCGGGUCCCAGUCCGAUGACCCUGAAUCUCACGAUUCUUGGAAUUGAAAACCGAACUCUUUAGCGAGAUAAUCCUUCAUGGGUCCAGUCUGCAUCUCAACCCAUUCAACGUCUCUGCCUUCCUCACUGCCCUGUGCUUCAGGCCCGCCAGUCGUGUAGACCUUGGCCCGACGUGGCAUCCCCUCCUUAUCGGCAUACAUCAUCGAGCGUCGGGCGCCCUUCCCUCCGGGAAUGAGGCGGGUGACGAGCCAGAAUGCGGUGAACGAUGCGUGCUGAUGAGUGGCGGAGAAGUGAUGGUAGAGCAUCAGAUCUGCGAGCGGGACCGAGAGGAGCAGGAAGUGGAAGAGAGGAGACCAGUAGCCAGGCGACUCGGAGGUGAUGGGGAGGACAUGGGGAGUGCCGACCGGUGCUAUGCGUCGGUAGAGCGUGUAACCAGGCAUGCUGUCGAUGGGCCGCGCAACACCGGGCGACAAGGGCAGGGGCUCGUGGACAAGCUUGUAUGCCUCGAACUCAUUCAGGCCGAUGAUAGUCUCGCCUGCCGGGUCCGUGGUGAGUUUGAUCCUGAGUAGAGGUUCAUUCAGCUAGGAGAAUGCAUGGACGCAGUGUACGCACGGCUUAGCCAGGUUCGCUGGGCCCCAGGCCCCAUCGACCAGGUAUCUGUCCGCCGAUCCAGCCCACCCCACGAUCAUGAAGCCAUGCGUGAUUGUGCCCCAUUUCCACCCUGCUUCAUUCGUCCUGGGAUCCUGGCCGAGGGCUUUGUAAGAUCGGCUGGCGACCUCGGAAACAUCGAAUCCCCAGAAUCUGAGGAGGGCCGAGAAGGUGGCGUUGAUCGAGAAACAGAAGGCGCCUUUCUUCUCGCCGACGAUGCGGCCCAUGGCCAAUGCGCCCAGGGGCAUGCUAGUGAAUGCGCUUCCGAGCUGGAUGGGGGUUGAUGGGCCGCGCCAUUGCUCUUCCGAGACGUGGAGAGGGGUCGUAUCCUUUGGGAUCUGCUCGAGAUGAGCGAGGAACACGCUGGAUAGGAGCUCUAGCGACGGCGGCGAAUCGAGAAGCGCGUGAGGGAGCUUGAUCCGGUCAAGAUAUGCUGCUACCUGAUCCCGGGAAAGAGUCUUGGCCUCGAAAGCGUCAGUAGGGUACGGGUCCGUCAUGUUGUGCGUGGUCUGAAAGGUGGAUCCGAGUCAUAUUCGAGGGGUCUGCAGCUGAAAAGCUAAUGACGGCACACGGACAGCCGUCGGUGAUGCCCAUCGUGUCAGCAUCCAUUUGACAGUCACGACGUGACAACACAUCAUCCCUCUCAAGUUCAACGUCGUUCAUCAUAAUCACAGCCUCAAUGUUGCGAAAUGCAAUUCGGAAGGGGGUCGCAGGAUUGGCUGCAAUGCGUAUGCCAAUUUCAUCUCGUCCAUUACCCCGUCUCGUAGGCCCUACUCGUUUGACCGCCGCGAAAUUCUCAACAUCACGCCGCUUCCUGAACGUCGACUCGGUAGAAAAUCCGAAUUCCACUGAGCAAGCAGCUUUGACUCAUCUCGAGUCAUUCAAUGCAAGCGUCAAGAAUUUCCAGCCACUGAAAGACGAGGAAAGGCUGAUUCUUUCUUUCGGUCUGAUAUAUGAGAUGGUCAAUUAUCUUUCACGACAUGGCGAAGACGCUGAAGCGUAUUUGUCGGUUUUCAUGCGAUCCGAAGCCACAGAAGGCUCUGAUCUGCUUCGUGCUCGUCAAGUCGUGUUUGGACUUACACGAUAUAUGACCGACCUGAUUUCCAAGACUCCCUCCAAGUCUCCGUUACGCACUGAACAUUCUAGCGUCUUCAAUCUUGUUGGAGCGCUGGAGCCACAGUUCAUCCUAUAUGCUGGGGAAAACGACGCAGAAAAGUGGCGGGAAUUCUGGGAGAGAGUUCAGCCCAUUGUGCUGGACCUGGCCGGAAAGUUGGAAGAGGCUGGUUUUGGCAGCACUGCCACAGAAUCCCAAAUCUCCCAGUAGCAUUUAGUAGCCAUAUUGGAAGGUCGUAUCAUGCGUGAUUUCAUUCUCUGGUGAAUAGAAAGAGAGAAAUUAUACCCAAGAAAUAAUCACG